AUGAAAUAUGUGAGCACCCAAUCCACCCAUGACUUCAGUCGAUAUGAAUCUUUCUUCAAUUAUAUCACGAUUGGUAACUGGCCAGCCGCACAGAGUUUUCUUGACGAGGCCCCCGACGCAUUGAAUGCAAGAAAUCCAAAUUCUGGCAAAACUGCUCUUCAUGCAGCAGUCGAGGGUGGACACAAGGAUAUUGUAGAGAAGUUGGUGCGAUUGAUGACAAAGGAAGACCUGGAAAUACGAGGGAACGAUGGUAAAACAGCUCUUGCUUCUGUUGCAGAUGUCGGAACCAUAGCGAUGGCCAAGUGUAUGGUUCAAAAGAGCAUAAGACUGCUUAGCAUUGGUGAUGCUCGAAAAAUGAUACCAGUUGUCCUGGCUUCUAACAAAUGGGAAUGGGAUAUGGCUCGAUUUCUAUAUCGUUUCACUCCUAACGAAGAUUUCAAGCUAGAUGAAGGAUGCAAUGGUGCAAGUCUUAUUUGUCAAUGCAUCUACAAGAGAAUAUUCGGUAAGAGAACAAAAACUAAAUUGGAUGCUCUUUUUUUUUUUGGUCAAAUAACACUUUCAUUAGAUGAAGCGCAUAUUACAAAGUUAAGUGAACAGGACUCUGUCGAGACACCAAGGGUUGAAUGUGAAGAUGAAGUUGUGGAAAAAGAGAAGAUUCGGAUGAAGAUGAGAGGGUGA
Molecule: messenger RNA, 678 nt
Organism: Rosa rugosa (rugosa rose)
Lineage: Eukaryota; Viridiplantae; Streptophyta; Magnoliopsida; Rosales; Rosaceae
Exons: 3
Coding region: 1-678 (225 amino acids)
Molecular function (GO): protein binding
Source: RefSeq, a predicted model, not a curated record